Cryptotermes secundus is the source of this 1574-nucleotide messenger RNA. Its product is annotated as metalloendopeptidase OMA1, mitochondrial. Lineage: Eukaryota; Metazoa; Arthropoda; Insecta; Blattodea; Kalotermitidae. The transcript is spliced from 7 exons. Gene Ontology annotation, molecular function: metalloendopeptidase activity. Gene Ontology annotation, biological process: mitochondrial protein processing; protein quality control for misfolded or incompletely synthesized proteins. Gene Ontology annotation, cellular component: mitochondrial inner membrane. The record is from RefSeq and is a predicted model, not a curated record. The coding region runs from base 232 to 1473 and encodes 413 amino acids.
UUCAGAAUUAACUUGACUUGUCCUAUGUCAUGUACAAUGAUCUACAGUGACAAAAUCAAUCAAUCAAUCAAUCAUGUAUUUUUGCUGUUGUAAGUAACAGCUGCAAAACUGAAUGACUUUUUUUAAUUAUCAGUGGCUUUUGUUAUUUGUAAAUUGCCUUUUUCAGUUUACAGUUCAUGAAGUGGUCUAGGAAUUCAAGUGUUAUGCAUUAAAUUAAAAAGAAAGUUAGAAAUGUUUCGUGUACUUAAUAAAAAAAAAAUCGUGGAACACUGUCGGCAGCUUGUGCUGCCAGCAAGAAAUUUGUUAAAUUCAUGUGGCACAAAACUGGACAGUGCUUCAAGAAUCAACAACUGUGUAACAAAACAUGCAUAUUUGAACAAUGCCAGUGGUGGGUUUCGAGCAGAGUGUGAGCUGCAAAGGAAGCUUUUUCACGUGACAGCAACUAGACAAGCUCUGCCACCAGUUUUCAUUAUCAUUCUUAGGCCUUUGUCGAAGGUAGCAGCAAUUUUGUUUGGAAGAACUUUCAGGAAGUGGUGGCGAGCCUUGCCUCCAGACAGGAAACAAGAUUUGAUACUCAGAUUGAAGAAGAACAAGACGGCAUUACUAGCAUCUGGUGCCCUGGUUUCAACAGGAGUGGUGUGGUACUACUACAGUCAUCUUGAAGAGGACCCAAUUACAGGGAGGAGCAAAUUCAUUGCAAUUAAUAAAGAACAAAUAUUGCAGCUGGCACAAAUAGAACUGGUAAUGCAACGUGAAUUACACAAGGACCAUUUUCUUCCCCCAGCUCAUCCUGCAUACAAACGAGUGGUUAAGGUGGCAAACCAGCUGCUUAGGAGCAACAGGGAGAUUCCACAACUACGUGAAACAAACUGGAUUGUUACAGUCGUGAAUGAACCAUCAGUCACCAAUGCCUUCGUGCUACCAAAUGGUCACAUAUUUGUGUUCACGGGAAUCCUGAGUCUGUGCACCAAUGAUGAUCAGCUCUGUGUGAUUCUUGCACAUGAGAUUUCACAUGUUCUCCUCUCUCAUAUGGCAGAGCAGUUUAGCAGCUUACAUCUCAUGGAUCUUCUGGUACUGGUGCCCCUAGCCUUAAUAUGGGCUGUUUUGCCAGAAGCUGCUGCUGUGAUAGCCCAUUGGCUCUCUGGAUACUUCACGAAGGUGUUAUUCCAAUUACCGUUCAGCAGAGCUCUGGAAGCUGAGGCAGAUGAGAUUGGCUUGCAACUCACUGCAAAGGCAUGUUAUGAUGUACGUGAAGCAAGUGUAUUCUGGGCCAAAAUGAGUUCCUUGGACUCAGAGUUUGAAUGGCUUUCAACACAUCCUAACAGCGAGACCCGGCAGUUUGUAUUAGAGUCCCUAAUGCCCACAGCCAUACAGCUGCGGGAGAAGUGCAAGUGCCCCAAACUACCACCAGUGGAUCCACGCAUGCUCAUAGGCAUACGUGUCCCAGAAGAAAUUAAAGUGUUGUAUAAAUAAUUUGUUUGUUGGCCUUGGGGCAUUGUACAGCAGUGUCCUCAAAGAUUGUAAGGCACAGAAUGCUUGUUGUUCAAAAUAAAAGGUAUCUUUCAUAAAUGGUU